GAACAAGAACGAACAAGAAAAGGACAGAUAUACUCAACUAUUUAAAAUAUUUCGCAGAAAUAACAUUUUUACGUUUUUAAAGAGCGAUAAUUCAUUUUUUUAAUACAUAUGGUGCAAAGAAAUGUGACCAACAUUAUGCUGAAAAAGAUAUUUGCGCUUUGUUUGGUUUUCCAACUAGUUUCCUGUGCACACAUACAUCAUUCUCUAUACGAUCAAGAUUUGUCCUUACCACAAAAGACGAUAUCUUGCGGAGACUUACGAAAGCAAUUUGAGAACGGAUACAUCAGAUUGAAAGAAUUUCUUGAUCAAAUUCGAAAUUGCAAAGAAUCUCCUCAUGAACGACACAAACAUCGUCACUUAAGGCAUCGGAUAGACAACAACGGACAUAGGAAUAGGAACUCGCAAUAUACGUACACUGACUAUCUAGUCCCGGUAUUACGAAGCGGACCGGACUCUUCUCACUUUGCAACAGCUUCAAACGACUUUAAGCCUAACACCGCACGCUUUAAAAACCAUCAAUCCAUGCCACCAGUUUUUCAGAAUUUUGCAAACCCAACAAUACCCCUUAAAGGUCAAGAAUCUUCAACUUUUAUCCCAUCACUGGCAGUAACUCGACCGAAACAAAAGACAAUAAAUGGCGUUGUCGUAGACAGUGCAGCAGGGCAACUUAUUCUAAAAGCUAUGCUGAAUGGUGAACUUCAAGGUGUCUCACCAAUAAAUCUUGCCAGUAAUGUAGGACAGGAAAACACAAAUAGUUUUGAGAAUCCACUGCGGAAUGGCUUAGAAACUGUAGCUGGUAAUCAAAGAUUUUCAGUUUUAUCGCCGGAUAAAAACAACAACAACGACAACGACAACAACAUUAACAGCAAUAACAUUAAUAACAAUUACAACAACAACAACAACAACAACAACAACAACAACAACAACAACAACAACAACAACAACAACAACAACAACGGAGACAAGUCAUCUUCAAGUUUACUUGGGGAGCCUCAAAGCGAUGGUCAUUCCGAAAAUUGGUCUGAUUACUUCCAAUACCGUAAUCUGUUAAACAAUCUUGGGUAUGAUCGAAAUCUGUUUUCACAGCAACGUAACAGUGUUGAUACCAUUGAUAAAAACCUAAUUCGUAGUCAGCUUCUACCGCAGGUAUCUAACUUUUUUGGUCAACAGUCACCUCCAGCAUCAAAGCAAUUUUCAUCCUUGCUUGAUACCAACAUUCCACAAUUAUCAGAGUCGCUUGCUUCUCCUACAUCUACUAGAGAUUCAUUUGAGCCAACUCCUUCCCUACUGCAAAAUAGCGAGUUGUUAUCUCAAACAUCCAAUUUUGAACUGCCAACAAAAUCAACAGCCGAAGAACUCGAAACCAUCAAUGAGGAAUUACGAGACGAUGUUUCCUUACUGCAUGAAAGUACAGGUGGUAUUCGUCCUUUAAGUUUGUCUCAAUUUGAAUCCUUUGCCCCUCAGAUUAUUGAAAGCAUCGCUGCACGAUCAAAAAUCAAUGGAGAAAGCCUACUAAAAAAAAAGGAGACAAAUUCGACUGCUGUGAAAAGAAUUUUCAGCGAGGCAACCUCGAAUUCUGGUAAUAAUGCUGCCAAAGACAUCCUUGAUAUAAAAUACACACAACUGGAAGACAAGUUAAUAAACGACUUAAAGCGGCGACAGGCUAUCUUACAAAAAUUGGAGCAAGAAUCCAUGGUACAACAUUUCGCUCAACCUGGUUCGAUACCUUUAUCCAAACUUAGCGAUGUCUUCAAAAGUAUUAACGACGAAACUGCAGAAAAAACGAUGACAAGAUUACAAGCGCAGAGUGUACGAAAGAAUCAACAUAAAGGUUUACCUGAUGAUUUAGGCUUGUUUAUACCAAUCAGCAAUCCAAGUGGCCACUCCCAGUUUUUAACCAAUCAAAAACCGCCACUUCAAAAUGGCGCAUCGUCAUAUAGUACAUUAAAGUACUUAGAAGAUCAUCUACCGCAUAAUUUUGCGUUGAGUAAUUUUCGAGGUAAGUUACUUGCGCAACACAGACAUGAUUUAAAACGUUUUGAAAAUGAUCGUUUAGCAAAUAUGAUGUUACACGAAGAUACACACACUCGUUUAAACAGACAUAAAGGUUUUACAGACAGUCAAUCUGAAAAAACGCAGGUCAAAAGUAACUUUACAAAAGACAUUAACAACACAAAUAUUGUUGGCAAGAUUGCCAAUAUGACUUCUUUUAAACUCGAUAAUAACAAGAAUAACACUAGGAACGACCAGGUCGGAAAUAGACGGACCAAUAUACCAGCUCAUCCGGAAGAAAAGGACACUAAAGUUCCGUUUUCGCGUAAGGUUUUAUUUACAAACAAAUUUUUUAAUGACGUUAUAAGAGCGGCAAUGAAAAGGAAAAGUAAUGUGCCGAACAAGGGAAAUCAGGCUGUGCACCGUCGAAUCGAGAAGAAAAGUGUAAUAUACGGAUCAAGAGAACAGUCGUUUAAUGUCGACAUUCUUCAAACUUAUAAUGAAAAUUUUUUAAUUUAAGAUGCAAA
Molecule: messenger RNA, 2519 nt
Organism: Hydractinia symbiolongicarpus
Lineage: Eukaryota; Metazoa; Cnidaria; Hydrozoa; Anthoathecata; Hydractiniidae
Product: probable serine/threonine-protein kinase DDB_G0267686
Exons: 3
Coding region: 109-2511 (800 amino acids)
Source: RefSeq, a predicted model, not a curated record